ACCGUCCAGCCGCAUUUUCAUAACUGUGCUACAGGCCAGUGUGUGCGUGCUGCUCUGGGGGUGUGUGUGUGAGAGAGAAAACGUCAGGCAAGGAAGGGAAAAGUGUGUGUUCGAGUGCGCCUGAGUGUGCUGUGUGUUUGUGUGGAGAGGGAGGGAGAACGAGAGAAAGAGAGAGCGCGCACUCCAGGUUGGCGCAGGCACCGGUCCGGGAGAACGGAGCGUUGUGCAAGGUGGCAGCAUGGCUUCGUCUCACGGGAGAAGCGACCAGCGGUUCGCAGACUGGAUGGCAAGUUUACCACAGAGCAUGCACACUAUUCCGCUCACCAACCUGGCCAUACCCGGUUCCCACGACUCCUUCAGCUUCUACAUCGACGAGGCGUCUCCAGUGGGCCCCGAGCAGCCGGAGACGGUGCAGAACUUUGUUUCUGUUUUUGGCACGGUGGCCAAGAAGCUAAUGAGGAAGUGGCUGGCUACACAGACUAUGAACUUCAACAGCCAACUGGAGGCUGGGAUCCGCUUCUUUGACCUUCGCAUCUCCACCAAGCCCCGCGACCCCGAUAACGAGCUGUACUUCGCCCACGGGCUCUUCAGUGCCACGGUCAGAGAGGGCCUAGAGCAGAUCAGUACUUUCCUGUCAGCUCACGCCAGAGAGGUCGUGUUCCUGGACUUCAACCACUUCUACGGCGUGCAGAACCUGCACCACGAAAAACUGGUGGCCAUGCUGAAAGAAGUGUUCGGGGACAAACUCUGCCCGGUUGUUUUCGCACAGGAGGUGACUCUGCAGUAUCUGUGGGAGAAGGAGUACCAGGUGCUCGUCUUCUACCACCACCCCAUGGCGCUGGAGGUGCCCUUCCUGUGGCCAGGCCAGAUGAUGCCCUCGCCCUGGGCCAACACCACCGACCCAGAGAAGCUCGUUCAGUUUCUCCAAGCAUCUGUCACUGACCGCAGGAGGAAGGGGACGUUCUUUGUCUCCCAGGUGGUCCUGACGCCAAAGGCCAGCACUGUGAUGAAGGGCGUGGCUAGCGGACUGAGAGAGACAAUUACAGAAAGGGCGCUGCCAGGCAUGAUGCAGUGGAUCCGGUCGCAAAGGCCCGGGGAGAGCGGCAUCAACAUCAUCACAGCUGAUUUUGUGGAACUCGGGGAGUUCAUCAGCGCCGUCAUCACCCUCAACUAUCACCUGGACGAAGACGACGAUGACGCCACCUGAGAGCCCACAGGGGGCGUCAGGGAGCGCAGUCGCCCCCCCCACUGUCGCUAGUGGUUGGCUCUGUGCUCUCCCUCUUUUCUCUUUGGCAUUUAUUUCAAGAGGGGAGCUGCACUGCUCCUCUCACUUUAUUUAGGGCUAUAGUGAAGUGAGAGAUGAAAUGGAUGAAAAAAGUGGGUUGAGGAAGGACGAGUUGAAACUGGCAGAAACAACACUGAUGUUUGGGUGGAGCACUACGAGAACGAGGUUUAGUUUUAUUUGUUUCCUGUUUUGGGGGAUAUUUUUUUUAAUUUUCAUUUUCUUAUUCCCUGUGCUGUAAAAAAAAACAAAAGAAAUCCUGCUUUCUCCACUGAUCAAAUGCACUGUUUUUAGGCUUACCACAUCAUCAAGGGUAGGUUCCUCAGAGCAUAUCAGCCUCGUGCUAAAUGUAUUGGUACAACAAUCUUGGUAUUCUAGUAUUAAUAGUGACCGCCUUUUUUCAAAGGUUGUUUUAAAUAAGUCCGUGUUACUUAAAAUUGUAGGCCGGUGUUAGUAGCUAGCAGUUGUAUGUCUUGUUUGGAAAAUCUGUCCAAGUGAAGUCUCUCUCUUUUUUUAAUAUAUAUAUAUAAUUUAUUUUUCGUUAAACAGUAUGCAUCCCUGGUCAGAUCACUGUGGGUGUUUUUGAAAAAAAAAAAAGGAGCUUGAAAUCAGAUCGUGUUUAAGAAGUUUUGUUAAAAAUGUUUCAGUCGAUACACGGACUCUAAAUGAACCAUUUCCGCCUUUUAUUUCUAAUCUCUUGUGGGCCUUCCAGCCGGUAAUACUCAUUCUUGCAGCCAAGACAUUUAUCAGACACCACAAAUCUAUUGAUUGAUUAAAACCAUUGAUUCACUCACUUAAAGGAAAGAGAGAGCUGGGAAAGCGCGCCACUUACAGUGGUUGUGUCCCUACAUUAAUCCUUCGUGCAUCUAAGUAACAAUUUUCCAUUCCAAGCGUGUUUGCAACAUAAGCAUCAGCUCUCACUGUUAGAAAUGCGGUCAGCGCAGCUAGUCAUUUCUAAUGGUUAGACACCAGCAUGACACGAUUGUUGUAUUCUGUGGUGGGUGCUGAGUCGUGAUAGCCAAGUAUAAAAAUAUACAACAUACCUGGGUGCAAGAGCGUAUCCACCGUCUGUCUUUUCCUUUUCUGCUCGCUUGCCCCCUGUGCGAGCGUGUCUGUACCUACUGCUAUUGUGCAGUAUAGGCAUAUGAGUCACCAUGAGAAAUAUCACCAUGUUGUGUCUUUUAUAAUAGCAUGUGAUAAAGGUGGAUUUUCUGGUGCAAUACAUUCACGACGCUCUUGUUCUUUUUUUUUUAUGUAUAAUGCAUUUAAUUCUUUAUCCUGCAACGUUUAACUUAAGACGUACAUCGAAAUAGCGCCCAGAAAGACAGCGGAAAUAUUUUUAUUGCAAGAUUUUACACAUUAUGCAUGAAAAAAGAAAAAAGAAAAUAAAUAAAUAAAUAUCACAUACUACUCCAACAUCCACACAGCUGAUGAUCAGCGUGGCAUUUUCUGCAGAGAAUGUAUUCUGCCUGGGACGUUGUUGUCGAGUUUGGUCACAUAAAGCCAAAAAAAAAAUAAUAAUAAAACAAAAAACAGGAAACUCAGUUCUUUGGAUUGGUGAAUGUACUGUAUGUGUCUCGUGAGUAACUGUGCCAUUUCUAAAAGUCUUGCGUGAGUGACUGAGUUUCAGCUAGGGAGUCAUGUUUGUAUUAUAUGCUUCAGUGUGAAAAUGGGUUCCAGUUUUAGAGUUUCACUUUUCUGUGCAGUUUCUUGUUAAAAUGUUUUAUAUUGUGGAAAGUUUCUACAUACUGUAAUUGCAAAUAGUACACUGCCGAUAAAUUGUAAAUUAUUUAAAUAACUACUGAGAGUCAUUAUCAGCAUUUUCUUAACUUAUACCUUGAGUGAGCUACCAUACCGCUCCUGUUUUUCAAAUUCAUUUGGUACUUUGCAUUUGUGCAUGAACCAAAAACUUCUACAUGUAUCGCUUGUUGCAAGCCAACGACAAGGUCCAUGAGUUUGUGCAUAAUCUUUUCUAUAUGUUGUUAGUUUCUUCAUAUUGUUCUUAAGAGCAUGUGUGCAUCUCAGCUGAAAAUGUUCCUUCCCUUUAAGACAAAACUUUAGUUACUUUUUAAAUGUUGCACUGCUACGAUUCCGUGCACUUCAUUAAGAAAAAAGAAAGAAAAAAAAAACACACACACAAAUGAGCAGUAUUAAAAAUGCUUGCAAAUUGUGCUGUAAGGACAUUUGUGUCUUCCCUGGUCCAAACUGUUGUCAUUGCCUUUAUGUUCUGAUGUGAAAAGAGUCCUUUGCUGUUGUAAAACUCCAAGACAUUUGUUCAAAUGAAAGUGACUCUGUUCUAAGUGGAUAAUGGCCGAAAAAUAAAGCUUCUAUUCC
Molecule: messenger RNA, 3616 nt
Organism: Mugil cephalus (flathead mullet)
Lineage: Eukaryota; Metazoa; Chordata; Actinopteri; Mugiliformes; Mugilidae
Gene: plcxd3
Product: phosphatidylinositol-specific phospholipase C, X domain containing 3
Exons: 6
Coding region: 239-1207 (322 amino acids)
Biological process (GO): lipid metabolic process
Cellular component (GO): synapse
Molecular function (GO): phosphoric diester hydrolase activity
Source: RefSeq, a predicted model, not a curated record